AUCUAAAUUCAUAUGAAAAAUCAAAUUAGUCCAUAUAUUGACGUCGCAAACAUCCAACAUCAAAGGGCAAUAAAAAUAUGCACCACCAGAAGUACAACGGAUCCGGAUUUAGAAAAAUUGACAAUAAGAUGUAACGACGAUCUUUCGUAUCAUUCUAAUUGAUGUCUUCACAAACUUUCAGAUGGGAAUUACGAAGAUGACGUUUACUAUAGGACUUUUGACUCUACUUCUAUCUUCCGGCUUCAUGGGUCUAACAGCUGGUGAAGACUGUGAUGCGAACAAGUACCUGGACAGUGAGGGGAACUGUCAGUCGUGUAGCGGAAGGACCUGUCCUGCCGGGGAGAAGAUAAAAGAGAAAUGUGGGCAUGGCAAGGAUCUUAUCUGUGAACUUUGCACAGACCUGCCAGCAGGUCAAACGUGUGCAAGAGGAAUACAGGGGCCCUGUGUCUCUUGUGAACACCAGAACAAGAAGACGGUUCGGGAAUGCGAUGCUCGCCUUGACAGCGUCUGCUAUGGAUGCCUUGAGAAUCACUUCCCGAAAGUUAACAACCAGGGAGAAGUCGACUGCAUCCAUUGUUCGGCUGAGACCAACAACAGGUCAGAAUGCAGCCAGCAUCCCGUGAUUGAAUGUGCCCCGGAAGUAGCGGAUAACGCACUACCAGGGCCUGAAGACGACAGGCAUCAUAAGGACUCACAACGUUGGGCCGUGAUUGCCGCUAUAGCUGUUUCAGCUGCAGCUGCUGCUAUCCUGACAGUUAUCCUGGUGCUUGUCGCUUUAAAAAAGAACCUCUGCAAACCACAUGGACCCUACAACAGGGCGCCAGCUCAUGAUGCUGAGAAUCCUGAACAACCAGAAAGAAGAGAAGAGAGCCCAGCCCUCUCUGAAGAGUCUGAGGGCGAACAAUGCCAAGUAGACGAGAACAAAAAGAAAGUCAAGUUCACCAAGGCAUGCAGGACUAGCACCAACCAAUCAGAGGAUGGACAGCAGCUACUGCAUUCCAAGCGGCCCAAACUGUCAAAGCUGAAAAUCCCGAAGAGGUCUUCAGAAGGUGAAAUAGAACUCCACGUGUCUGGGUCAAGAACUUCGUCACCAGUCAAAGCCGUACCCUCGCCAAAGAAGGGAACUCCGUCUCCAUACCCAGUGAGUGAUGAUGACGUGUUCUCCUAUCCCAGUGGCAACCAGCCAGUAAAUGUUCAGACUGACCGGCAUGUUCGAGAUGCCCAGGCACCUUGCGUGGGACCUACCACAUCACAGGCCUCGACUCCCACAGGCUCGCUGGAUCUUUCUGGCCAAACGGCCAAAAUUCACAGUGACAGCCGCGCUGUGCCCAACAACACAGCAAAUGACUACGCCACCAAGCUGGCCUGGUGCAAAGAUCGAGCAUCCUCGAUUCUGCUGGAUGAUGACUGGUUCAGCUACAACAUCCAGCAAGAGUUAGCUGGGCACUUGGACAAGAUCCCACCGUCCAGCUCCAUGCCGACCUGGAGGACCUUCUUCGAGAAAUUUGGUCUUACGAAACAGGAACUGGACGGCGUGAACACGAGAUAUGUCGACAGUCCAUCCCUGGCCCUGUUCGAAGUACUCCAGUCCCGUAAUGCUAUGUACAAGUACACCGUCAAGAAGGUUUUAGAAAGCCUUCACAAUUUAAAGCUGUAUAACGCCGCAAACUUCCUUUGUGAUGAGCUGAAAAAGUCUAAGUCGUGACAGAGCUCUCGUAAGAUAUAAGCUAAGGUAUCUUCACCGUAGCUCUCUCUCUCUAGUGGACGAGAUGGAGGUGGCACAUGAUAAGACCGGUGCAGAUAUCUGCCAAGUUCAGUCGUUCAUGGUUUACUGGUGCUCGUCAGAGUUUAACCUUUGCCAGUGGUAGAAAGUUCUGCGAGUCAAUCCUGACAGCAUACAAAGGUUAUUCUCCAAGCAGCGGUUGGGUCGCGGAGAUAGUAGUGCUCGGGACUUUUACUGGCUCGCUUCCCACAGUGCGAAAACUGUCACGGUUGAAGCAUUGCUGUACAAAUAGCAGAAAAGCCUAGGCCUUAGGCCUAGGUCACAAUUCCAAACCGGGGCCCGGCCGGGAUGUUUAAAGAAACGAAAAAUUAAAAUGUAUACCCAGAAAUAUACAAAAAUUAUCCCCCAUGAGUCUACUUCAUUUUGUGUAUUUUGAUGUCUUUUACAUCAUUCUUUGCCCUCCCGAAGGCUGCACGGUUUGGAAAUGUAACAUACGCCUUACACGUGCUUUGUCUUUUCGCCUAAGCCAAUGGGUGCAAGUACAUUUUGUAUGGUUUUGUUGUCACAGGAGGCAUGACACUCAAUUAAUGCAUGAUAAACUGCAAUCAUGUAGAGGUAGACGUUGCUGAUAUUUCAAUCAUUCUUUCGAAAAGGGGGUAGUUUAAAGCUGUGCUGAAUGCGUUUCAUCACAAAAGAACUCAAGUUACUGUGAAAAACAUAAAACGCUUUACUGUUUUGUUGCUCUCAACUCUGUUCUUUUAUGUAUAUAUAGGUCGCUAGGACAGUGCGAAUGGAUGUACCAUGUUGGCGAACACUUUAUGUCUCAGUCUAAUAAUUGUUAACGUUAUGUUAAUACUGAUAUCACUGCUUUAAAAAAUGCAACGUUUGGGCUAAACGAUUAAUAAGAAUUGUUUAUGAUGGAAAUGUACGUUAUGAUAGCUGCGAUUUGAAACUUGAGACAUCCGUUUGAAUUAAAUGGUCAAAAACGUA
Molecule: messenger RNA, 2713 nt
Organism: Branchiostoma floridae (Florida lancelet)
Lineage: Eukaryota; Metazoa; Chordata; Leptocardii; Amphioxiformes; Branchiostomatidae
Exons: 12
Coding region: 182-1705 (507 amino acids)
Biological process (GO): positive regulation of canonical NF-kappaB signal transduction; signal transduction; positive regulation of JNK cascade
Cellular component (GO): plasma membrane
Molecular function (GO): protein binding; signaling receptor activity
Source: RefSeq, a predicted model, not a curated record